Messenger RNA from Mytilinidion resinicola, 1699 nucleotides. RefSeq lists its product as uncharacterized. The transcript has 3 exons. NCBI's taxonomy places the organism in Eukaryota, Fungi, Ascomycota, Dothideomycetes, Mytilinidiales, Mytilinidiaceae. Gene Ontology annotation, molecular function: protein binding. The coding region runs from base 329 to 1684 and encodes 451 amino acids. The record is from RefSeq and is a predicted model, not a curated record.
CCCAGAUCCGCGCCGUGCACCUGCUGUUGGUGCCGACGGCGACCUCCUCGACUCUUGCGAGGCACUACUCACCUGCUGUCUAUCUAAUCGUCACAAUUCGAAGCCCUACCCGUCGUAGCUCCAUUGAACACCAUAUACCAUGAAAGCACAGCUUCUGGCUCGCAAGUGUUACGGCGCAGAAACAACCCGAACUUUCACAACCCGAGGGCCCAGUUCCUCGUAUUAACUGACCUGAAACAGUCAGGCAGCUCCACGGUAGGCGUCUGAUCGCUGAGGCUCCAACAUAUGGCUACAUAUCACAAGUAACCGCAACGGCAGCGGCCUCAAGAUGGACGACCCGUCAUGCGUGGCCCUCGCGUUCCGGCGGCUUCCUUCGUCCACUGCACGCGCGGCUGCUCUCGAUGCUUUGAUCAAUGAGCUCAACCACACUGAAUGGCGGCAACUACUUGCAAAACUCGGUAGCGAAACAUUCUGUGUCGAUAUCGUAGGCUCCCUACCAGUGGAGAUUGUCAUUCAAAUAUUCGGAUACCUUGAAAUCUCGACACCCUUUCAACUUCAAAGAGUCUCUAGACGCUGGCAGACAGUAUUGAGCAGUCCUGACGUUCUAAGAGGCCUACUAUGUCUGCAGGGCUUCAACAUCGCCCUUCCAACUGGGCUUCCACUUCUCGGGGAAUCGCCCGACGUCAGCCACGACUACUUGCAUUGCAGGAAGACUGCGGAGGUCGUACAUCGUUUCCAAACAGGAGCGUUCGCGAAGUCACUCAUAGUAGGACUUCCUCCUGGCGUCGAUUGCUCUGUCACCUACAGUUCCUUCGAGGACAAUAUUGCGUGGCCUGCAUAUGACAACUGCGCCGUCACUGUGUUGAAUUUGCCAUCCGGUAAAUCCUUAUCGCUCACAGGCGAAGCACGCGAGAAGAUCGCAUUAGUCGCGUUGAGUGACCAACUUGUUGCGUUCUUCACCUUCACAGGUAUUUGGUAUGCUUGCGAUUUGGUUACCGGACAACGAAAGUCUUUUAGAUUGCCAUCUGCGCGUGUACCAGUCUUUUCCUGCCGGGGAAAAACCAUCGCGGGCGUUUUGAGAGAUGAAAAAUGUCCUGGUAAGCAUGUCGCUUAUGUCUGGGACUUCGACAGGCAGAAAUGCAGAACUUUCGAUUUGCGCAAGCCGGAUCGCAAAGACUUAAAAGCAAAGCCUACGGGCGAAACAUUCACGUUAAACCCUCCUUCAGCAGUUCUAGUUGACCCUACUUCGGAGAGCCUCUUGAUAUGUUCAAAAUUGGCAUCAGAAAGCGAUUCUCUUUGCUCAGAUGCACUGCUUUAUCACCGCUACAGUUACUCGGGUGACUUGAUACGAAGUGGAAAAGUGAACUACAUAGAGAAGAGCUCUGACGCAGUAUAUUUCAAGCCGAUUGAUCGACGAGGCCGCUUUCAGCUUUAUUUUCGACAGAGGGCGAUAGAAGAAGGCCGAUUCUACCCUAGAGUAUACUGUCUGCCUUACGACGAGUCGCGGGACUACUUCGGCAAUGGUACGGUUGGCCUGGGUAUGUGUGAACGGAAUACGUGGUGGCUCGGCGCUCAUUAUCGGCUCAGUCUUACGUCUACUGGGCCGGAGCCAGUCUUAGGUUGUGUAUUGAACAGGUAUGUGUCUCAGCCCCUAUACUGUACUUCCGAGCUCAAUUCUCAAUGAGGACCAUCUUUUGAC